Molecule: messenger RNA, 2175 nt
Organism: Daphnia pulicaria
Lineage: Eukaryota; Metazoa; Arthropoda; Branchiopoda; Diplostraca; Daphniidae
Exons: 13
Coding region: 120-1529 (469 amino acids)
Source: RefSeq, a predicted model, not a curated record
AAUCGUUUGGGAAAAAAUAAAUUACCUGAAAAAAUAACAUCAAUCAUCGUUGGCCGUUGGGAUUAAUUCGAAUAGAAGACGAUUGCAAGAAAAAAAAAACGUUGAUUUCCGAAAAGGCAAUGUCGUCGGAUCGACGAUUCUUUGGGCGCUCUUUCCUAGUUCAGGUACAAACCUUUGACCACGUUGGAAUGUUAGACCAAGUCGAGCUUCCUAAAGGUUAUCGAAUGCCUCAAACAAAACGAGCUGCAGCAGAGGUUGCUGAGAAGAAAGCUUCUGAUAUUAUCACAUCCGAUGAUAAAGGCGAAGAGGUUAUCAUCAUUGAUGAGUCGAAGCAAUCGAAUCUUGAACCAAAAUCUUCUAAAGAAAAACCAAUUAUUGCUGGGGCUGCUGCAAAAGAAAAAUUGAAUGCAAGUAAAGAAACUGUUAACACACCUAAGGACAGUAGUAUGAAAGGUAUGGAAAAAAUGGCAGAUAAGGAAGAAAAUGCACAGACUGCUAAGUUCGACAGAACCAAAAAGGAAUCGGAAGGUGUGGUUGCAGAACAGCAACCUUCUGCAAAAGGUGAAACCAAAGUGCGUAAAGAACCUGAAUCUGAAGAAGAUAAAUAUGCUCGUUUGCAUAAGGUGAGGGUUGAAGCAGGGAAAAAGGGGGCAGCAGUCAGACAAGCUCGUGCUAAAGAAAGAAGCUCAGCAGAAGAAAGUGAGGGUGAGGAAGAAAAUGAAGACAAGGAGCAAAGAAAAGCACGACUACAUCAAAUUAGGGUUGAAGCAGGAAAAAAGGCAGCAGCGACUAGAAAAGCUCAUGCUCAAGGACAAAGCUCAGCAGAAGAAGAGGAAAUUGAAGAUGAAGAUAAGAGAAAAGCCCAUUUGCAUAAGAUUAGGGUUCAAGCAGGGAAAAAGGCAGCAGCAACUAGAAAAGAUCAUGCUAAAGAAGAAUACUCAGAAGAAGAAUUAGAAGAAGAGGAUGAAAAAGAGGAAGAAGAGGAUGAGAAAGAGGAGCAUGAGUACGAAGACGAGGAACAGAGAAAAGCCCGGCUGCAUAAGAUAAGGGUCGAAGCGGGAAAGAAAGCAGCGGCAACGAGAAAAGCUCAUGCAGGACAGCAGAGUUCUGAAGAAGAACCGGACGAGGCUGACUUGAGUACUCACGACAAAUUGUCUGCUGCUGGAAAGAAAGGUGCGGCGACAAGAAGGGCUCGUGCUAAGGGAUCUUCAGAAGAAAGUGCGGGCGAGGAAGACGAAGAAGAAAAAAAUGCUAGAUUGCAUAAAAUAAGGGUUGAAGCGGGAAAGAAAGCAGCAGCAACCAGAAAAGCCCAUGCCCAACUGCAGAGUUCUGAAGAGGAACCGGAUGAGGCUGACGUUAGUACUCACGACAAAUUGUCUGCUGCUGGGAAGAAAGGUGCGGCGACAAGAUGGGCGCGUGCCAAGAAGAGGGAAUCCGAGGGAGAAAAUGGCCAAGAAGAAGAGACCAACGGUAACUCUAAGAAAAUCCGUACUUCACCACGGCUCGCCAUGGAGCACUGUAAAUCCUGAUCCGUGUUUAAGAGGAAAGCUCUUGAAAUUCAAGAGCAUUUCCUCCAGCAUUUUUCGGACCUUGUGGUGGAUAUCAACUUGUCAGCACCGCGUAGAGGAGCAUUUGAAAUCAUGGUGACUAAUUCCCGGGGUGUCGAAACCGUAUUAUGGAGUGGUCUCAAGCUUGGUCCACCUCGUCGGCUGAAGUUCCCUGAUCCGAGUUCGUUAGUGGAAGCGUUGAAGGUAGCAUUAGCUUGAGAGGCGCCACGUAUUUUUUCUUCCAUUAAUUGUACUAUUCCGAUGUUUUCUACAUGUUACCUGCACUCUAUUGAGACCAAUUUUUAGAUUUCCAAAAGUAAUAGAGAGCUUGUCCAGUGCCAAUAGGUGAAAAAGGUAAAGAUGAAACUUUUAUGAAGGCGUGAGAUUUUGAAAUCCUUCUUACGGGAAGGCAAUCUCGGUCCUGAUGCUAUUUCAUUUUUCACUUUCCCUUUUAUAUUUAUCCUAGCAUGGAACAGCUCUCUUGAAACUUUUUUAUGGAACACAUUAUAGUUUUUUGUUUCGGCUAUUAUCCCUUGUACUUUGUUCGUCUCUCUUGUUUGAUUCCUGUCAAAUUCUAAUUCAAUUUAAAGUCCUAAAAACAACAAAGAAAUAAACUUAGAUUCCAAUA